Alexandromys fortis (reed vole) is the source of this 4332-nucleotide messenger RNA. Its product is annotated as zinc finger protein 420. The coding region runs from base 754 to 2490 and encodes 578 amino acids. The record is from RefSeq and is a predicted model, not a curated record. The transcript has 4 exons. NCBI's taxonomy places the organism in Eukaryota, Metazoa, Chordata, Mammalia, Rodentia, Cricetidae.
UAGGUCGCGGGAGGGCAGUGUCUGUGGACGAGUUCGUUAGGCAUCCCGCGGAGCCCGUGGUCCCGAAGUCAGGCACUGCAGGCUGAACCCUGAGAUGCACUCCCGUGGAGGGUACAACACAGAAGAGAAAAGAUGGCCGUUGUAUGUUUAGAAGAGAAGUUUGAGGGUAUUUGUAUAUGCUGUUUCAUCAAAGAAACCGGGGCAUUGUAUGGACUGUAUUCACUCCAGACUUACAGUAUAAUGAGAUGCUUUAUAAGCAGAACACACCCACAGGAGAAAACUGGAACCUGCUUACACCUCAUCACUUAAUUCUGUGCUGUCUAUGUCAGAGCCUCCGUCUUUCGCUUGGCAGUGCCCAUUAUGGGGUCUCCUUUCUCAUCGUUCCCUCCAGUGAGGAGCCGUGUUGUUCAUUUCUACAGCUGGAGCUGUGUUUGUUUCAGAAGCGAUGUGCAAUAGUGUUGCUUUGAAUUCUCACGGGAAGAGUGGACAUGCCUGGACUCUACUCAAAGGGAUUUGUACAGAGAAGUGAUGUCUGGAAAGCUGACUUGGGGUCAGUUGACUUGACUUUUAGAUGUUUGAAUAAGGACUUACCUUCAAAAUAGCACAUUAAGGAAUCAGAAUGAUCUCAGUGGGAAGUGAGUGGCAGGUUUAAAGACUGCACCUAAGACUAAUACUAAUUCUGGGAGGUAUUUGGAAGUCAAAGACAGGCUAGAGAAGGAAGAAGAAAAUCAGAAGUAAUAUUACAGGCAAGAGAUGAUAACAUAUGACAAAAUGUCCGUUUUCAGCCCUCAUACUUAUUUAUCUCAGCAUCCAAGAGCUUAUUCUACGGAGAAACCCUAUAAAUGCGAGGACUGUGGGAAAGCCUUCAGACGGGCUUCACACCUAACUCAGCAUCAGAGCAUCCACACUGGGGAGAAGCCCUAUGAAUGUAAGCAGUGUGGGAAAGCCUUCAGUCGUGACUCCCAGCUAAGUCUUCACCAAAGACUUCAUACCGGCGAGAAACCCUACGCAUGCAAGGAAUGUGGAAAGGCUUUUACUCAAAGCUCACAACUUAUUUUACAUCACAGGAUUCAUACUGGUGAAAAACCAUAUAAGUGUGAAGAAUGUGGGAAAGCCUUUAUUCGAAGCUCACAACUCAGCCGACAUCAAAAAGUCCAUACUGGUGAGAAGCCCUUUGAAUGUAAAGACUGUGGAAAGGCUUUCCCUCAGAAUUCGCAGCUUACUCUGCACCAGAGACUGCAUACUGGAGAGAAGCUUUACGACUGUACAGAAUGCAGGAAGGUCUUUACUCAGCUGUCCCAGCUCAUUCUCCACAGGAGAAUCCACACUGGCGAGAAGCCCUAUGAAUGUGUAGAAUGCGGGAAGGCUUUUAUCUGUGGUUCCCAGCUUUCACAGCACCGGAAAACUCACAAUGGAGAAAAGCCAUAUGAGUGUAAGGAAUGUGGAAAGGCUUUUAUUCGAGGCUCACUACUUAUGCAACAUCAAAGAAUUCAUACUGGCGAGAAGCCCUAUAAGUGUGAUGAGUGUGGAAAGGCUUUUAUCCGUGGUUCCCAACUCACUCAGCAUCAGAGGGUUCAUACUAACGAAAAGCCGUAUGAAUGUAAAGAAUGUGGAAAGACCUUCAGUCAUGGCUCACAACUAACUCAACACCAGAGAAUUCAUACUGGUGAGAAACCUUACCAAUGUAAGGAGUGUGGGAAAGCCUUUAACCGUGGAUCACUGCUUACGCGACAUCAGAGGAUUCACACUGGUGAAAAACCCUACGACUGUAAAGAGUGCGGAAAAAAUUUUAGUCGAGGCUCAGAACUUACGCAGCACGAGAGAAUUCACACUGGCGAGAAACCCUAUGAGUGUAAGGACUGUGGAAAAUCUUUUAUUCGUAGCUCACAGCUUACUCAACAUCAGAGAAUCCAUACCGGUGAAAAGCCAUAUGAGUGUAAGGAGUGCAGAAUGGCCUUCACGCAGAGCUCACACCUUUCCCAGCACCAGAGACUGCACACUGGUGAGAAGCCCUAUGUAUGCAGCGAAUGUGGCAAAGCCUUUGCGCGUGGAUUACUGCUCAUACAGCAUCAGAGAAUUCAUACAGGGGAAAAACCGUAUCAGUGUAGGGAAUGUGGGAAGGCCUUUAUUCGCGGCUCCCAGCUGACUCAACAUCAGCGAACUCACACUGGAGAAAAACCUUAUGAAUGCAAGGAAUGCGGGAAGGCCUUUGGUCAUGGCUCUCAGCUUACUCUACAUCAGAGAAUCCACACAGGCGAGAAGCCCUAUGAAUGUAAAGACUGCAGAAAGGCCUUCGCUCAGAGCUCACAUCUUUCUCGGCACCAACGGAUUCAUACUGGUGAGAAGCCAUAUCAGUGUAAAGAAUGUAAGAAGGCCUUUACUCGAGGGUCACAGUUAAUGCAACAUCAGAGGAUUCAUAGCAGUGACAAACCUUUUGACUGUAAAGAAUGCGGAAUAGACUUCAGUCAUCAUUCACAAAUUUUUGUUUGAGUUAACUUAUUUUUUUUUUUUUGAUCAGCAUACCGUUUCCUGGUCAUUAUCAGUGAAGAAAUCUCACAGAUGUGAGUGUGGGAUUCAUGAGUUUCAGCAUUUGGAGAAUUAUAUGGGAGAAUGGAAAUGCUGAUAUAAUGCGCAUAGGGAAGCAUUUGUUUAUAACUAUACUGCAUUUUAGAAAUUAAAAUAGAAAGUGGUUCUGUUACUGUGGUAUAUAAAGGUCUUUAGCACAGAAAACAUCUGUGUCAACAUUAUAGUGGUCCUAUCAGUUCACUUCCUUUGUGACAUUUGUUAUAAAUAGCCUUGCUUUGGUUUAAUCGUUUGUAAGAUAGAUCUAAGGCCAUUUUUUUGUCUUAUCGUGUCUAAACAUGUAAAAGCACUUAGAACAGUGCCUUGAACAUAGCAGAUCAUAAACAUUAGGUGCUAUUUUUAUUAUUGUAAUUCCAGAGAAUUUGCAUGAAAGAAGGAACUAUGUAGUUAACAUUAAGAAUUCUUUCACUAUUAUUUGUCCUAAACAAAUUAUUUGGGUGGGAGGCAUUAUACACUGUCACCAAUGUGAGAAAGCAUCCAUUCAAAUCUCAUGCAUUUAUUAUAAGAGAAAUGUAUGGAGACACUCUGUGGCAUUUGUAGGUUAUUGAGCACCACUGUUCCUGACUGUAGGAGAGGUGUGGUUUCCCAUAAAAGUCCCAAGCUUACAUGUUUCACCCUCUUUGAUGUCAACUCAAGGAUAUUUAUAAAUGAUGAACUAAAUACUCAAGAUUAAUCUAGGAAAUAAAAAAACUUGAAUAUUUAGUUGGUUACCUAAAAUAAAAAGUUACACCCCUAGACUGUAUUUCAUUUACAGUGAAAAAGUCUGAUGUGUUUGUACGGCAGACUGCUGUCCACAGCUCGCAUUUCCAUGUCGGUCACAAGAAACCCAGGCAAAAAGUCCUGUCUCCAUCUCCAUCGCAGGUCAACAAGAUGAAAACGGCAUUUGUAUGAGUAGAGUAUUUAAGAAACCCUUCCUCUGUUUCUUUUCCCUUCUUAACACUGUAGGCAUCUGAGGUGGAGCCCAGAUAGCCUCAUGAGGAUUUUGGAAGUGGUAUCUGGGUGUUUUGGAUGAUGGAGGCUGCAACCCUGCUGAUUUUGUGAACAGUCAUUCCAACUCUGCUCUGCCUUUGUAUUCUUUAUUUAAAAUUAAAGUGACCCUCAUACUUGUUGACGCUCUCCUAGUACUCUGAAAGAUAGCCCCCCUCUCCCUCCUUCCCUCCCCCCUCUUCCUCUCUGUUCUCUUGAGAGUUUCUCUGUGUAGCCCUGGCUGUCCUGUUACUCACUCUGUAGACCAGGCUAGCCUCAAACUGGGAUUAAAGGUGUGUGCCACCAUGGCUAGCAAUGAAGCUUGCUUUAAGGGCAUAAAAUAAUGUUUGCCCUGGAAAUAGGCUGCUGGGAAUAGGUGAGAUCUCAAUAUUGAUCUAAGGCCAUGGACAGAGAGGGCAUAUUGAGAGUGAGCUACAAAACUGAAUUUCUUAUUGUUUCAGGCAAGACAUUUGCUCAGCCUGCGUCCUACUGUCUUAUAAGGUAGACCAGAUACCAAUCUAGGCAGCAGUGUUAGAAGAAAUAACAGGAAUGAUACAGAACAUGCAUGCUCAGUAUUUCUUGCUGGUUUAAAAAAUAUCUUGUGCUGAGUGGUGGUGGUGCAUGCCUUUAAUCCCAGCACUCGGGAGGCAGAGGCAGGUGGAUCUCUGUGAGUUUGAGGCCAGCCUGGUCUACAAGAGCAAGUUCCUGGACAGACUAUGUUAAAUGUAAUUGUAUCAGGCAUGGUGGCAUACCUGUAACCCCGACACUUGCUGGUGAAGGUAG